UUGAUAACUGUAUAUGUACAAGCUCUGCGUCUGCUUUCUUGUCAACCCAAGUUCCAGUCUUUGGUAAUUCUUGAUUCGCGCUGAUAAAUGUACAUUUUGUUGUCAGUGGCGCCCGAGCGCCCGAGGCAGAGUUUGUGCCCAUAGAACUUGUUCAAGUCUGCCUAUUAAUCAUUACGGUUGUUCUUACUACGCUUUGUAACUUGGUGGAGAGAGGAAGUAACAAUUAAAAGAGGGGAGAAUCCAUACACAACUUUUAACUGGGCCGACUAAUUCUGUUCAGUUCCUUUGUCUGUGUCCAGGAAACUGGGAGGAAGUUGACGGGAAAGCAGAUUGGUCUACCGCUCAAGGGAACAGCGCAAGGUUCACCAGUGUAACAGUUAGUGUGACCCACAGAAAAUCGGUGGCAGCAGGAUUGCCACACAGACUCUCCGUCCGAGGACAAAGGAAUCUACUGGACGUCUUGACGGGAGUUUAUGCCACGGAUCAUAGCUUCAUUAAUUCGCCAAGGUUCACUGGUUCAUGUCGGGUUGUUACGUCACGAUUAAAUCGCCGUGUAAACUGCACAUCAAAAAAGCGGAUACAUUUCUUUUUUUCUGGAGAAUUAAGUGAUGGAAUAAUGCCAUGACCAUGAAAUUAAACCCUGAACAUGUUGGCGUCAAGAGAAAAUAUGUGGACGAUAUUGAGGGUCGUCCAGUGAAAAGAAUUUCACCUUUUCACAACACCCCUAAGGAACGAAAGGAAGAAAGGAGGAAAAUUUUAAAGAUGUCCAUUCAGAAACUGAGACAGAUGGAAGACCCUGAAUACUUCCUUACUCGGUCAGUGUUGAUAAACAACACCCUUAAAAAACUGCAACAAGAGAUACGCGAAGAAAAACAGUAUCAGGGCUACAAAAACUGCAUCUACAAAUACAGGCCUAGUUAUGGAUACGAUGUAUUAAAUAACAGUUAUCUAACAUCGGCGGAUUCCGUGUUCGAGGAUCCGUUUUCCCUUCCCGAUGAAUCGGAAAAAAUAAUCACGGACCAAUUGACUCAAAGGUUGGUGAAUGAAGGUCAGGAGGACCAAAAGAGUUCAGACUCCCCAAAGGCGGAUCCAGAAAUCUGUGCGACGGUUCUACCCGAAACUGAGUCGUUUUAUGUUAACGAGGGUGAAAGUGAUGUAGACUCUAUGUCUGUGAGUGCCCAAGUGCAGAGAUCGUGCAGCGAGAGACAGAUAUACAGUACUGAUAUAGAUGUGUUAAACAAUCUGAUUCAUGCCUUGGAAGAGACGUGACAAAUGGCAAACUGUGCAAAAUAUUUCGACAAUUUGUGUAUGUGUGUGUAAAAAGGCUCGCAAUCAUUAUUUAUGUUUCUUUCUGAGAGAGAGAGAGAGAGAGAGAGAGAGAGAGAGAGAGAGAGAGAGUUGUCAUUUAUGCUUAUUAAUGUAGUCAUAUUCACAGAAUGGUGUAUAUGUUAAGUUUAUUUAUAUGCAUUGUUUAUUGAUUAAAAGAAGUCAUGAUUCACUUUAGCUUU
Messenger RNA from Magallana angulata, 1508 nucleotides. RefSeq lists its product as uncharacterized. The record is from RefSeq and is a predicted model, not a curated record. Lineage: Eukaryota; Metazoa; Mollusca; Bivalvia; Ostreida; Ostreidae. Gene Ontology annotation, cellular component: nucleus. Bases 622 to 1269 code for a protein of 215 amino acids. The transcript is spliced from 4 exons.